CCCUCGACGUGACGUACUGUUGUCGAGGCUAGUUAUAUCUUCACAUUAUCAAACUGCGUCACUCUCAUUGACUGACAGCAUGGCGACUACCGUGGCUAACAAGUGUCUCAGUCCCUUGGCUUUCAUCACCAGGAGGCUUUCUGCUCCAGAGUUUAUCACCCAAUGCUGCUACCACAAGAAGGUGGUGGAUCAUUAUGAAAACCCGAGAAAUGUUGGCACGUUGGACAAAAGCUCCAAGAAUGUUGGGACUGGUUUGGUGGGCGCUCCGGCCUGUGGCGACGUGAUGAAGCUCCAGAUUGAGGUGGAUGACAUGGGGAAGAUUGUGGAUGCCAGGUUCAAAACAUUUGGCUGCGGCUCUGCUAUUGCCUCCAGCUCUUUGGCCACUGAGUGGGUGAAGGGCAAAUCUGUGGCCGAAGCUCUGGAAAUAAAGAACACUGACAUUGCCAAAGAGCUCUGUCUUCCACCAGUUAAACUUCACUGCUCCAUGCUGGCAGAGGAUGCCAUCAAGGCGGCUCUGGCUGACUAUCGCCUCAAGCAACAAGAUGACCAGCAGGAGGCAGUCAGAGCCAGCAGUUAAAUGGCGUACUCUCACUCUGAGCCGGACGUGCUGUCCUUCCGUCGAGAGGAGAAAUAAACAGCAGUCCAAAAAUCCUCACUUUCUUGCAGUUUUGAUGAGGCACACCUAAUGUGUUGAUUACCAGCACACCAUUGUAUAAUCGUCAUCCCGCCGUAGCAGUGUCACACCAGACCUUCUAUAGUGGUCUGUUGUCCUUUAACCCUGCAUACUGUGUCUUGUUAGCCUGUCACGUAAACGCACAAUGGGAACUGUUUUGGCUGCUGGCACAAAGAUGAGCCUUAUUUUUGAGAUUGUUAUAUUUUAAGAUGAUGUGCUUAGGGAGGGUUUAGUUUGGCAGGUGUGAUGGAGACCACUGUUGAGGCUCAAGUCUGCGCCCUAAGCACUAACCUAUGGCUUGAAACAAUGAAAGGAUCCAUUUGUUUUAAGUGUAAUUUUUGGAUUAUUUAGUAAUGCUUGACCUUAUGCAAUAAAGGUAUCCUGAAACCAAAA
Pungitius pungitius (ninespine stickleback) is the source of this 1066-nucleotide messenger RNA. RefSeq names its product iron-sulfur cluster assembly enzyme b (gene iscub). The record is from RefSeq and is a predicted model, not a curated record. Gene Ontology annotation, biological process: intracellular iron ion homeostasis; iron-sulfur cluster assembly. The coding region runs from base 80 to 577 and encodes 165 amino acids. The transcript is spliced from 5 exons. Gene Ontology annotation, molecular function: ferrous iron binding; 2 iron, 2 sulfur cluster binding. NCBI's taxonomy places the organism in Eukaryota, Metazoa, Chordata, Actinopteri, Perciformes, Gasterosteidae. Gene Ontology annotation, cellular component: cytoplasm; mitochondrial matrix.